Messenger RNA from Nothobranchius furzeri (turquoise killifish), 5350 nucleotides. Lineage: Eukaryota; Metazoa; Chordata; Actinopteri; Cyprinodontiformes; Nothobranchiidae. The record is from RefSeq and is a predicted model, not a curated record.
UAACCCCAAAACAUGCGAGCAGUUUUAUUCUUCAUGCUCCAAACACCAUAACAUCACACCUCAGGCGACUGGGAUAAGCUGCAACAGCAGUGAUCAGAUGGAUAAAACACUAACAGUCAGAUUUCAUUUUAAAUAACAUUAAGCUAAGUUUUUUCAGCUCCGCUUCUGCUCCAGGUUUUAUAUUCACUCAUCUGACCAAUCUCCUCAGCAGCCGGUGUGUUGAUGCUCCAGACUGCAGGCUUCUGGCUCCUCUGAGCAUUAGCAUGUAGCUCCUCUGCAGGGUUUGGAGUGGCUCCUUGUUUUUAUGGUUCUUAAAUGUGAGUGGUAUUUUUUCUGCUGCGCUACAGUCAUCAAACUGGAGCAGGAGGCUUCCUGCUGAUGGGCAGCUCUGUCUCCUGAUCCUCUCACUGCUCUGAAUUAUUUACAUGAUACACGAAUGCGACACAAGAUCAGCCUGAGCUCUGACCUUUCUCUAAAAAACUAUUAUAUGGAACGUUCCACUUUUUAUUGUCAUGAAUCUGAGCUGGAGUGUCGUGGAUAUUUAUGUCUUGCUGUAAUUAUGUCUGCAGUCUUUAGGGCUGGGAGCUGUCAGGGCUGCAGCAGAAGGCAGAGUCAAACACAGUUGCUAUGCAGCAAGUUGACCUAUGUCUGUACCAACCGUUCUUAUCUAUUUUCUACCAUACAGAGAAUACACACUGUGGCUGAAGCUGCAGUAGCAGCACUGACAAGAACAUCUAAUUGAUACAGAAAAUGUGAUCUAGAAACUUUUGCCACAGGUGAGGUCAUGAUUCAGCAAUUAGAAAGAGAUGAAGGAUUGAGGGGUGACUCAUACCAUCAUUCAAACAUGGUGGAGGCAUUGUGAUGGUCUGGGGCUUUUCUGCUUCUUCAGGAACACUCGCAGUAAUUGAUUCAAACCCUUCAGGUCCUUAAAUGGGUCGUUUGUGCUAGAAAACCUUCUGAUGUAUUUCAGUUAAAACAAUGAUGUAAAGCAGAGUUGCUGCAUGAGUGUUACAACAGGUUAGUCCAGGUGUGUUUGGGUUGCUUUUCCUACUCACCAAAGAUAAAUACAGUUUGAAAACUGCAUGUUGGGUUUACUCAGAUGAUCUUUGUCUGAGGGUGACCUUCGUUUGAUGGUCUGAAACAUUUAAAGCAACACUAAAGGGUCUUUAAGCUAUUGCUUUCAAACUGGUCUCAGCCGUUCUUGAGCCAUAAACCAUAAAAUAGCUGUUUACUGUGCUGGUAGCUCAUAUAAAGGCUAGCAGUGAGCUUUUUCAGUUUGCUACCGUCAAUAAAAAAAAAGCACAAGAAGAAGGCGGAAUAUGCCUGGAAGUAAAACUGUUAGAAUAAUGUUUUGAGAAGUGAAGGAAAAAGCUAAAAAAUCGAGCAAGAACUUGCCUCUUUUUGCCCAUCAGCCAAGGCCAACAUUAGAAACCUGGGAGUUAUUUUUGAUCCAGCUUUAAGUUUAGACUCACACGUCAAAACCAUCUCCCGCUCUUGUUUCUUUCAACUGAGAAACAUUUCAAAAGUCUGUAAACUGGUUUCUACUGCAGAUCUGGAAAAAAUAAUCCAUGCCUUUGUGUCAUCACGCUUAGACUACUGUAACGCUCUUUUUACUGGUCUCAGCAAAACCUCCCUCUCACGCCUUCAAGCCAUCCAAAAUGCAGCAGCCAGACUCCUAACCAAAUCCAGCAGACGAGCUCACAUCACUCCAGUUUUACAGUCCCUCCACUGGCUCCCGGUAGAAUAUAGAAUUCAGUUUAAAGUUUUAGUCCUGACCUAUAGAGCUCUUAACAACCAGGCUCCAAGCUACCUAUCUGAGCUUUUGUCCCCACACAUCACCUCUCGGAACCUUAGAUCCACAUCUGAAAACCUCCUGGCUGUUCCUCGAACCAGACUGAAAACCAAAGGGGACAGGGCCUUUCAGACUAUUGCACCCAGACUUUGGAACAGUAUACCUUCAAAUCUCCGUCUCUCUAAAGCCAGGCGUACACUGUGCGACUUUUCCACUCGUAGCACUCAGCUUCAGCUCAAACUGUACGACUUCCUCGCAGAGCAGAUCUCACGAGCCAGGCGCUCACACUGUACGAUCCAGUUCUCGGAUGCGACCUGACUGCUCACACUGUACGUCUGGUAGAAACUUAAUAAAACAAAAAUAUUCCAUCACAGAGGAAGAAAUAGAAAAUACAUAAUUUUUUUAAUAAAGGGCUUAAUUACCUCUAUCUGCUCAUAUCUCAAAGAAAAGCCCAAGUCUAGGUUGCGCGAAGUCGCUCCGUUCCUGGGCCAACUCUGGUGCAAAGCCUGCCCAGUUUCUGCUUACUUAACAGAGAGGGCUGUGAUUGGCCAAGCCUAAAAUUGUUUGGUCCUGUCGAGGAAUACAGUGGUGCUUGGAUAGACUGACCUGUUAAGCUAACUCCUUUACUACUACUAUGGUUUGUCUAGAUUUCUAGGCUACUUACAGUGUGGGAACACUCAAACAUCAUCAUGUCUUGUUUCUAAGUGUUUCAGACCUGCUCUGCUGCUUCUACAGGCUUUGGUUUGAUGUUGCUUUUAGGCACUGGUGCAUCCAAUUAGGUGUAAUCAUUUUAGUUUUUUUUUAUUUCUUUACUUUUUAUAUCUUAUAGCCAAUAAAAACUAAAAUUUCCAUCAAAUGACAUCAUCCAGUCAGAUCUGAAGUUAGCCCAGAUCUGUGCACUUACCCCUGAAUAAUGCCAUUUUUGCAACAUUAUUUUAAAAUCAGUAAUGAUUCAGUUAGCUGUGGUGCAGCCUCAUGUUCUUUGGCCGUGUGAUAACCCUACAUGCUGUUCUUCCUCUGCUGCCAUUGGCUGCUUGGUCAUUACAGGCCGACUCAGCCACACGUGUUUCACUCAUCAGCAGAUCACAUUUCACAUCUCAAUCCCCAAAAUGUACUUAUGUAUUCAAUAUGCUUUCAAUAAAGGACUACUUACGUGCAUGAGUGGUUUGAAAAGAGGAGACCAUUACAGUAGUUCUAUUCACCAUCACUGCUGUGUCUGCAGCUCGGUGUUUGCCAGUUUGCUUGUAACAGUACUUGUCUUUUGUAAACAGCAUGUAUUUGUCUUUGUGUGUGCUUGUGGUAUAUUUUAUUACGAGUGUAUUUGUGCACCUGCGCAUGCUGCAUUUUCUGCACUUGCUCCUUGCAUACAAUCGGUGCAGUUGUGUGCGUCUGUUUGAACUCCUGAGUCCAAUUCUGCCUCAUUCAAAUCAGUCGAUACCGCAAUUAGAAGCCGUCGUGGGGCUCCGGGGAAGAGCAGUCUGCAUGUUUCUUUGCUUUAUUUGCACUUUCAGUCUUUCUUUGUUUCAUACACAUCCAGCAAGAAGAGAACAGAACUUAUGAAAGCAAACAAUUAUUUGCAGUAGUUUUAAUGUGUUGAAUGAUAACGCAAAUUGUCAUUUUAAUUGACUUUGUAGCAGUCACACUUUAUAGCAUGACGACCACAAAUUAAUUGUGACCAAUAAGAUGUGAUAAUUCCAUAUAAAUGUGAAAUAUCAACCACAUUUUCUGGAACUGCCCUGUUCUGGGUGGCUGCAUGUUGGAGUAGCUCUGUUGACUAUAUGUAAGUUUAGCCUUUUUUUGGACAUUUUGUCUUCUAGUUUCUCAAGAAAAACGGUAUUUUUUGGACAUUUUACUUUUCUAUUUCUGGUGCUGUGAAGCUUGGAGGAUUUUUACUGCUAUUUUUUCACUUUUAUCACUUUUUGAGCAUUUGUUAUGAUGUGUAACCAUGGCAACAAGCUGGUUUACAAUCGGGAACAGCUGAUUAACAUUGGAAUGGCUGACAUAAUUCCUCAACUGAAGCCGCAAAUCCCAAAUGAGCUAAAACGCAAGAAGCGUGGGUGCAGAGCGGGAGCAAAACGGAGACAGAGAAAGAGGAAAUUUAAACCAUCUCUUCCAUCGAUCGUAAUGGGCAAUGUGAGAUCACUGGCCAACAAGAUGGAUGAACUCCAAGCCCUUUCAAGGACUCAGCCAGAGUAUCAGCAGUGCAGUGUAAUGUGUUUCACUGAGACGUGGCUGCAGGACCAUAUCCCCGAUUCCAACGUCUCUCUGCCAGGAUUCCUGACUGUACGAGCAGACAGAGAUCUGAAGAGGGGCAGGAAAAGAAAAGGAGGUGGAGUGGCAGUGCUUGUCAACAACAGAUGGUGCCAUCCAGGUCAUGUUUCAGUGAAAUGUCGUCUCUGCAGCCCAGAUUUUGAACUCCUGGCAGUAAGUUGUCGCCCAUAUUAUUUGCAAAGAGAGUUCACCAGUGUUGCCAUUGCUGAAAAUGCAUGUGAUGCCAUCAGUUCCGUUGUCACUAAGCUACAAACCCAGCACCCCAAUGCAUUUGUGGCUAUAUCUGGUGAUUUUAAUCAUGACUCACUCUCUGCUAUAAUUCUAACAUUUCAACAGUUUGUCAGCUGCUCCACCAGAGAAAACAAGACAUUGGAUUUGUGUUAUGCAAAUGUAAAGGAUGCAUACAUGUCCAAAACAAGACCUCCUCUGUGUCAGUCAGAUCACAACUUUGUUUUUCUCUGCUCAGAAUACAAACCACUUGUUCAGAGGCCACCUGUGACAAGAAGAACUGUGAGAAAAUGGUCACAGGACGCUGAAGAAGCCCUGCAGGGUUGUUUUGAGACCACAGAUUGGAUGACUCUCUUCCAAGGAUAUGAAGAUGACAACAAUGCCAUGACUGGAUGUGUCAUUGACUAUAUAAACUUCUGUGUGGUCAACAUCAUACCCACCAGAACAGUGAGAUGCUUCGCUAAUAACAAACCCUGGAUCACCAGUGAACUGAAAAAUCUGCUAAAUGAGAAAAAAAGUGCCUUCAAGGAGGGAGACAGAGAAUUACUGAGGAGUAUAGAGAAGCAACUGAAGAUCAAGAUCAGAGACAGCAAGGAGGCAUACAGGAAAAAGAUGGAGAACAAACUACAGAGGAACAAUAUCAGAGCUGUCUGGUCAGGGAUGAAGAAGAUCACAGGCUUCAAGCAGAGGAAGGAUUGCACAGAUGGCAGCCUGGACACAGCCAAUGAACUGAACAAGUUCUUCAAUAGGUUCAGUUCAGGAAGAGACCCAGCAUCCUCCUCGCCUGUCCCCAGCCAAUCAGACAUCCCAUCCUCCUCUGAUCCAACAUUUUCCUGUCACACGCCAGCUCUUUUGUCCUCUAACGCAGUCAUGGACUCUUCUGGUUCUAUAAAUCUGUCUUCAACCAAGUCAGGAGAUGCUGCUGCCCCAUUUACCUCCCCCUCCCACCUAUCUGUCUCUACAAGUCAGGUGAAGAGCCAGCUGGAGAGACUGAACAGGAACAAGGCUGCAGGUCCAGAUGGUGUUAGCCCCAGAGUACUGAAGGCCUGUGCAGAUUAG